AUGACCAAUGCGUGCUUACGCCGCGCCGGCGGCGAAAUCGCGGACGACAUCCUCCGCGACGUCUUCGGGCGCCUGCCGAGCUACCAGGACCUCCUCCGCUGCGCAGCCACGUGCAAGCGAUGGCGCCGCCUCGUCACCGACCCGGCCUUCCUCCGACGCAUCGGCCUCUGGCCGCAGACGGCGCGCCACCCAUCCAUCCUCGCCGGGGUCUUCUACCAGAACGCGUGCCCCGCCGGUAAGCCCCGCCCGAAACACGGACACCCUCCGGAAUUCUUGAACCUUCAGCUUGGCGGAGCACAUAGUGAUACUACCUUCAACUCGUUCGUCCAUGGUGCGCAUCUCACCUUUGCCUCGCUGGUCGACAACGACGAUGGUCUCUUCGACUUGGCGAGGCCACUCGCAUCGCGCCGUGGUCUUCUUCUCGUGAGCAUCCUGCUGCCUACCAUGUUCCACGACAUGCGCGGUACAGGCGCCCGUGAUAAGAUCCAGCUGGCGGUAUGCCGUCCUGUGGUCGACAAGCAGCGCAGUCUUCUUCCAUUGCUUUCCUUCGACCUAACUGGAUCUUUGGACUGGCACCUCACCGGCUGCGCACUCCUUACCGACGAGGACCGUGGUGUCAUUGAUUCUUUGGAUCAACCACGACAACGGUCGUGGUUUCAAGUGCUCUUGACCUACACCGGCGACAAUGGGAUCAUAUAUGUCUACAUGUACUCCUCUGCCACGGAUACUUGGAGCACGCCCACCAAGUUUUGCCAGGCUUCACAACUCAUCAGGUGUGGACCAUUCGCCGGCGUUGUCACCCAUAACACCGUGCACUGGUUGUACAAGGACAGGACUAGUUUCUACACGCUCAAUGUAAACGCUAUCACCACGGAUGUCUCUCUGACCAAGAUCCUGAUCCACGUCGAAGCUUGUCGACAGUGGGGGCGGGUGUUGUUUCCGUGUGUCUCCGGGGAAGGAAAGCUUUCGUUCGUGAGUAUGCGGAACCAUGGCAUAUUAGUGCUCUGGACCAAGCAAGAACAAGAUGACGGCGGCUAUGGCCGUGAGGCUAGCUCGGGAGGGUGGUUGGGCUCCGACCUGAUAAAUCUAGGAAGCAAGGACGAAAUAAACAAUGUCUUCUACGCAGAGAGGAGAGGUGCCAUGCUCAUCGAGCGGUGUGGUGGUUCCUUUUUCACCAUUGAUCUCAAGAGCAAGGAGAAGGCGUCCAUUGAUAUCAAGGGCGAGGAAAUGGAGCCUCACAAGGGAUAUUGCAGGUUUCCAAUGUAUGAUUGUAGUAGUACUUGGUGUAACGGAGUCUAUGGUAGAAGACGGUUCGAUUUCAUCACACCAGUAUUGUACGAGAUGGAUUGGGUGUUUGACCGUGGCAUGCUCUCCACCUCUGAUCAGAGGCAAGAUGAAGACGGUUUAAGUCAAUAA
Triticum dicoccoides is the source of this 1416-nucleotide messenger RNA. RefSeq lists its product as uncharacterized. Lineage: Eukaryota; Viridiplantae; Streptophyta; Magnoliopsida; Poales; Poaceae. The transcript has a single exon. Gene Ontology annotation, molecular function: protein binding. Bases 1 to 1416 code for a protein of 471 amino acids. The record is from RefSeq and is a predicted model, not a curated record.